AUGGAUAACUCCACCAUAUUCUUCAUCGUCACCCUUGUGAUAGCAUUUACUUUUUUGCGCUGGCUCAUCGCUCCUAUCCCUCAUUCUGUUGCGGGUGAGUUCAACCUUCCUGAACCAGAUUCUCGUGAGAAUGAAGGGUCGCGUAAUCCAAGAAGACUGACACGAGCUGUCACUGAUUCCAUGAUAGAAGUUGUUCAGGCAAUCGGUCCACAGCUAAGCAGAGCUCAAAUUGUCCAUAGCUUAGAACAAACAGGAUCAGUGGAAGCUACUGUCGAGCAAUAUAUGGAGAGCGGAUCAUUGCCUUAUCCUCCUGGAGAGGCACCCCCAGAGAGAGAGGCAAACGAUGAUAAGCUGAAAAUUACAUCUGUCGAUCAAUCUCGAACAUUGCUUGAAAAGUACGCUGUCGUUGAGGAUGAUCAUCCUGUCGGCGAGGAAGAGGACGAGUCGCCUGGAAGAUGGGGAAAGGACAAGCAGGAAAGAUUAGAUAUUUUGCAAAAGAGACGAGAGCAGAUGAUCUUGCGUGCGAGACGCAGAAUGAAGCAGACUUUGGGAAACGAGGUUGCUGAGAAUGAACUUCUAGACAAGAGUUAA
Candidozyma duobushaemuli is the source of this 591-nucleotide messenger RNA. RefSeq lists its product as uncharacterized. Bases 1 to 591 code for a protein of 196 amino acids. Gene Ontology annotation, molecular function: ubiquitin binding. The record is from RefSeq and is a predicted model, not a curated record. NCBI's taxonomy places the organism in Eukaryota, Fungi, Ascomycota, Pichiomycetes, Serinales, Metschnikowiaceae. The transcript has a single exon.